Molecule: messenger RNA, 3283 nt
Organism: Rhododendron vialii
Lineage: Eukaryota; Viridiplantae; Streptophyta; Magnoliopsida; Ericales; Ericaceae
Product: peptidyl serine alpha-galactosyltransferase
Exons: 8
Coding region: 161-2854 (897 amino acids)
Molecular function (GO): glycosyltransferase activity
Source: RefSeq, a predicted model, not a curated record
GUAGUACAAACGUUGUCAGUUGUCACCCACUACGCGCCAGCGCUAGAGAGGGGAAUGAAGUCUCAAAGUCAGCAUUUUGACCCCCAAGAAACACAACGGGAUCAUGAAAUUCAGAUCUAGGCCAAUACCCAUUUCAAAUCUUGCCCUGAUUUGAGCUCCAAUGGAGAAAUGCUUGCUCUUCCUGGUUGUAUUGGUACUGGGUCUGGGUCCGAUUACCGGUGGGUGGGGCCAAUCAGAGAGGGUCCAAGAAGCUCCAUGGAGGAUCCACACCCUUUUCUCAGUGGAGUGCCAGAACUACUUCGAUUGGCAGACUGUCGGGCUCAUGCACAGCUUCAAGAAGGCCCGGCAACCCGGCCCGAUUACCCGACUUUUGAGCUGUACGGAGGAGGAGAAGAGGAGUUAUAGGGGCAUGGAAUUGGCUCCCACUCUUGAGGUUCCUUCCAUGAGCAGACACCCUAGAACUGGUGAUUGGUAUCCAGCAAUCAACAAACCCGCUGGGAUUGUCCACUGGCUAAACCAUAGUAAAGAUGCUCAAAAUGUUGACUGGGUUGUGAUACUAGAUGCAGACAUGAUCAUCCGGGGCCCAAUCAUACCAUGGGAGCUUGGUGCAGAGAAAGGCAGACCAGUUGCUGCCUAUUAUGGGUACUUGAUUGGUUGUGAUAACAUUCUUGCUCAACUGCAUACAAAGCACCCAGAAAUCUGUGACAAGGUUGGUGGUCUACUCGCCAUGCAUAUAGAUGAUGUUCGAGCUUUGGCACCUAUGUGGCUUUCUAAAACUGAAGAAGUGAGAGAAGAUAGAGCUCAUUGGAUGACCAAUAUAACUGGUGACAUUUAUUCAAAGGGGUGGAUCAGUGAGAUGUAUGGAUACUCAUUUGGUGCUGCAGAGGUGGGACUUCGUCACAAAAUCAAUGAUAAUUUGAUGAUCUACCCAGGCUAUAUUCCUCGAGAGGAUGUUGAGCCUAUUCUUAUGCAUUAUGGCUUGCCAUUUCGCAUUGGAAAUUGGUCAUUCAGUAAAUUGGAUCACCAUGAAGAUGACGUUGUCUAUGAUUGUGGCAGGCUUUUCCCAGAACCUCCUUAUCCUAGAGAGAUAAAAGCAAUGGAAGAUGAUCCAAAUAGACAGAGAGCACUUUUCUUAAAUAUAGAAUGUAUUAACACUUUGAAUGAGGGUCUUUUGUUACAACAUGCCACACGUGGCUGCCCAAAGCCAAAGUGGUCAAAAUACUUGAGCCUCUUAAGGAGCAAAACUUUUUCUGACCUAACUCGGCCUAAAUUUCCAACUCCGGAUACCUUGCGAACCAUGGAGGAUGAGUUGCAACAACAGGUCUCUGAUGAACCCGGGAAGCCCCAUCCGAAAAUCCACACUGUUUUUUCCACAGAGUGUACUCCUUACUUUGAUUGGCAAACUGUGGGACUCAUUCACAGCUUCCAUACGAGUGGCCAACCUGGGAAUAUCACGAGGCUUCUCAGUUGUACAGAUGAGGACCUAAAGAAUUAUAAGGGCCAUGAUCUGGCUCCCACCCACUAUGUUCCAUCCAUGAGUCGACAUCCGUUAACAGGCGAUUGGUAUCCUGCAAUCAAUAAACCUGCUGCAGUCCUGCAUUGGCUCAAUCAUGCAAAUGUUGAUGCAGAGUUCAUUGUAAUUCUGGAUGCUGACAUGAUCAUGAGAGGACCAAUCACACCAUGGGAGUUCAAUGCUGCACUUGGCCGCCCGGUUUCCACUCCCUAUGACUAUCUGAUUGGCUGUCAUAAUGAGCUUGCAAAACUCCAUACGCGCAAUCCUGAAGCUUGUGAUAAGGUCGGUGGUGUGAUCAUUAUGCACAUAGAUGAUCUCCGGAAGUUUGCUCUACUAUGGCUGCAUAAAACCGAGGAGGUCAGAGCUGAUACAGCUCAUUAUGCCAAAAAUAUUACAGGAGAUAUAUAUGAAUCUGGAUGGAUUAGCGAGAUGUAUGGUUAUUCGUUUGGCGCAGCAGAGUUGAAUUUGCGGCAUAUCAUAAACGGUGAGAUAUUAAUAUACCCGGGAUAUGUUCCUCAGCCUGGCGUUAAGUACAGAGUUUUCCACUACGGUUUGGAAUUUAGGGUUGGAAAUUGGAGCUUUGAUAAAGCAAACUGGAGGACUGUAGACAUAGUCAAUAAAUGCUGGUCAAAGUUUCCUGAUCCACCCGAUCCUUCAAUGCUCGAUCGCACUGAUGAGAACACAAUACAGAGGGACUUGCUUAGCAUAGAAUGUGCGAAGACACUGAAUGAAGCGCUGCUUUUACACCAUGAGAGGAGGAAAUGUUCUGAUCCCACUUCCUUAUCAACCUCAAAUCAGGUGACUUCCGGUGAAGUUACACUGUCGAGAAAAUUUGGCAAGAUGGAUACAGUUCAUGUUGUAAGGAGUGACACUGUUUUGAAGAAUGACUCCAUAGAUUCAUCGAACAACUCUAUAGAAUCAUCAGAUGACUCUAUUGAAUCAUUGAUGGACUCUAAAGAAUCACUGGACGACUCUAAUGAAUCAUCAAAGGACUCUAAAGAAUCAUUGGACGACUCUAAAGAAUCAUUGGACGACUCUAAAGAAUCAUCCGAAGACUCUCAAAAACCAUCGAACGACUCUAAAGAAUCAUCAAACGACUCUAAAAUAUCAUCAUUAUCUGCUGUGACAAAUCAGACAUUUAGCUCUUUCAGAUUUUGGAUAGUUUAUCUGUGGAUUUUUGGAAUCUUGGGUUUCUUGGCAGUGAUGUACACGAUGCUUUCAGGACGUAGAGGGCACAGAAAAAGAGGUAAAAAUUACAAGCAUAAUAGAAGACCGUCGUAUUCAGGAUACGUCGAUACGAAUGGACAUGAUAGACAUCUUCGCAAUGCUGAAUCGUCGUAGAAACGUCUUAAUUUUGUCACAACAUGGAAAAUACAAAUAUGUUUUCUAGAUGGAGCAUGCCAGAACCAGCUAGGGUUCCCAAAGGAUACAAAGGUAAUUUCGAAACCGGUUGGAACUUGGAAUUUCUGCUGCUUCUCCAAGGGAAGAAAACCGUCGCACUGUAGUGUCAGUUCUUGUUCGGAGAUUAUUUGACAUUCAAGUUCCUGCUCCAAAAAUAUCUUUCCGAUGGGUUCUAAAGAAGAACCGCCUGGAAGUCUGAGGACCUUUAAUUCCAAUACAGUCGCUUCCCAAAUUUUUGCUUUAUGUAACAUUAGAUCAAGUUCAGUUUUGAUGCCAUAGACUUUCACAGUUUAUUACUGUAUGAUGAUAGAGCUUCACAACAAAAGUUCACUAGAACACGAAUAAUAAAGCAUCGAAGUUUUGAACUUU